UGGUUCCACAGCCAAUCAUAUGUAAGCUCUUUAGGUUGCCAAGAAACACAGGCGGCAAAAUAGCAGCAGCAUGUAGUUAUGGAAGCUAGUAAAAGUAGAGGACCAGAAAUAGUUCAAACAAAAUAUAAGCGGCCUCGGCAUCCGUCAAAAAGGGCUAACGACAAAAGGCGGAAUAAAACGAGGAUUAAUAUUGGAGACUCUUUUCAAAGGUGGAGAAGUCUUAGAGACCAAAUGAAUCUCAAGACGGAUGCCGAGUUGGCCAAGUUUCUCCUUGACGGAGUACCAGCCACAGAUAUUGUUGUUUGCAUUGGUGAUGAUGAUGAUGACAGCAAGUUAAGUACUAAUCCAGACUCAGAAAUGGAGCAAGAAAACAGGACGAGCUCCUCAGAGGAGACAGGAGAUGUGUCAGAUGGAGAAGAAACAACUGACAGUUUCAAGGAUGACAGUAAUGAUAUCGACUAUACACCCGAUUCAAGUGUUCACAUGAGUUUUCCUGUAAAAGUCCAGAAAAAGCUUACUGUCGCCACCAGAAACGAAGCUGCAAACAGCGAGUCAGGACUGCAACCACCAGCAAUGAACAACAUCCAAGAUAACAGAAAACCAAAGAAGAAGCAUCUGUGUCCAAACUGUGGAAGAGAGUUUCCUCACAGCUCUGCCUUGAAACGGCAUCUUGUGAUUCACUCAGGAAAAAGGCCGUUUAAAUGCUUCAUAUGUGGAAGAGGAUUCACUCAGGAUGGAAACCUCAAAACUCACAUGAAAGUACACAAAGGAGAGCUGCAUAAGUGGACAUUAGUCCAAGAAAAGAAGCAGCUUCCAGAAGCUCGUAUAGCAGCUAAUAUUUGUGGGGAGUGUGGAAUGGACUUUCCUGAGAAACAGCAGCUGGAGAAACAUCGCGAGAGCCACAAGAAGCCCUACGCCUGUCCUGACUGCGGCAAGACAUUCAAAAGGGAGAAUUCUGUGGAAAUCCACCAGCGCAUACAUUCGGGAAAGUCACCCUUCUGCUGUUCUGAGUGUGGAAAGACUUGUGGCACAGCACAGUUACUUAGAACGCAUCUGGCAGUCCACACUGGACAAAAGAACUUUCACUGCAAUCAGUGUGGGAGGUCUUUUAUACAGCACACAAAUCUGAAAGUUCAUCUCAAAACCCACACUGGCGAGCGGCCUCACUUGUGCUCGGUUUGUGGUAAAUGUUACUCCAGAGCACAGACCCUUAAAAACCACCUGCGAGUUCAUACAGGAGAGAGACCUUACACGUGUGAGAAAUGUGGAAAAUGUUUCAGCUUCACGCAGACUUAUUCAGCCCAUCUGAAGAUUCAUGACAAGAAGCCAAAGCCACCUACAAGACCUCUGGGGAGACCCAAACAGCAGCCGCUAAUGGGAAACGAUCAAAAUGCAGCAGCCUGAGACCUGAGGGGGUCAGACAAGCUUGUGUUGUAUAUUGUCAGCAGUUAUCUCAGGGUUGUGGGAGUUUAAACUAAAGCAAUUUAAAAACUAA
Messenger RNA from Melanotaenia boesemani (Boeseman's rainbowfish), 1495 nucleotides. Its product is annotated as zinc finger protein OZF-like. The record is from RefSeq and is a predicted model, not a curated record. The transcript is spliced from 6 exons. Gene Ontology annotation, molecular function: DNA-binding transcription factor activity, RNA polymerase II-specific; RNA polymerase II cis-regulatory region sequence-specific DNA binding. Gene Ontology annotation, biological process: regulation of transcription by RNA polymerase II. The coding region runs from base 79 to 1404 and encodes 441 amino acids. NCBI's taxonomy places the organism in Eukaryota, Metazoa, Chordata, Actinopteri, Atheriniformes, Melanotaeniidae.